CGCCGUCGCCUCUCUCUUCCCUUUUCUACGGCUCUUAAUCGCUUGAAGAUCGACCUUCCCCGCUGUUGAAUCCGUGCUCCAUCUCGGAUUCAUCUGCUAAUCCAAUCUCUCUCUUUCACUCCAUCUCCUCGACGUUCCAGCGAUCUCUCUGGCAGGCAGAUAUGGCUGGAUUGGCACCUGAAGGAUCACAAUUUGAUGGGAAGCAAUAUGAUUCCAAAAUGAACGAGCUACUAAACGCUGAUGGACAAGAAUUCUUCACAUCGUACGAUGAGGUUCAUGAAAGUUUUGAUGAUAUGGGACUUCAGGAAAAUCUUCUUAGGGGCAUUUAUGCUUACGGUUUUGAGAAACCCUCUGCUAUCCAACAAAGAGGAAUAGUCCCCUUCUGCAAAGGACUUGAUGUCAUUCAACAAGCACAGUCAGGGACCGGAAAAACUGCAACUUUCUGUUCUGGAAUUUUACAACAGCUCGAUUAUGGUUUGGUCCAGUGUCAGGCCUUGGUACUAGCCCCUACCAGAGAAUUGGCACAGCAGAUUGAGAAGGUUAUGCGAGCCCUUGGUGAUUAUCUUGGUGUUAAAGUUCAUGCAUGUGUUGGUGGGACUAGUGUAAGGGAGGACCAGCGAAUUCUCUCAAGUGGGGUGCAUGUUGUGGUGGGUACACCAGGUCGCGUGUUUGAUAUGUUGAAAAGGCAAUCCCUUCGCCCUGACUACAUUAAAAUGUUUGUCUUGGAUGAGGCAGACGAAAUGCUUUCCCGUGGAUUCAAGGACCAGAUCUAUGAUAUCUUCCAGCUUCUCCCAUCGAAAAUUCAAGUUGGUGUGUUCUCUGCCACAAUGCCUCCCGAGGCCCUAGAGAUCACCAGGAAGUUUAUGAGCAAACCGGUUAGGAUUCUUGUUAAGCGAGAUGAGCUUACCUUUGAGGGUAUUAAGCAGUUUUAUGUCAAUGUUGAGAAGGAAGAGUGGAAGCUAGAUACACUCUGUGACCUCUACGAGACACUGGCCAUCACUCAAAGCGUUAUCUUUGUGAAUACUCGUCGCAAGGUUGAUUGGCUCACUGACAAGAUGAGGAACAGGGACCACACUGUCUCAGCCACGCAUGGAGACAUGGACCAGAACACUAGGGACAUUAUUAUGCGUGAGUUUCGUUCAGGAUCCUCCCGCGUGCUCAUCACGACAGACCUCCUGGCUCGCGGCAUUGAUGUCCAGCAAGUCUCGCUUGUUAUAAACUAUGACCUACCGACGCAACCGGAGAACUAUCUCCAUCGUAUUGGACGAAGUGGGCGGUUUGGGAGAAAGGGGGUUGCUAUAAACUUUGUAUCCCGUGACGACGAGAGGAUGCUUUUUGAUAUCCAGAAGUUCUACAAUGUGGUGAUUGAGGAGCUGCCUUCUAAUGUUGCGGACCUCAUCUAAACCAUCUCCUUUCUUGUGUUGUGAGAUGUAAACAUUUUAUGCUUUUGUAGGAUUGUGUUGGUGUUCUAACGGUAUCAACUUCAUCUAAUUUUUGUGGUAAUGUUUGAACCAUUAGACUUUUAUUUAUUACAAACUUCAAUUGUUUUGCAGAUUUA
This is a messenger RNA of Zingiber officinale, 1558 nucleotides long. RefSeq names its product eukaryotic initiation factor 4A-1-like. Gene Ontology annotation, cellular component: cytoplasmic stress granule. The coding region runs from base 162 to 1403 and encodes 413 amino acids. Gene Ontology annotation, molecular function: RNA helicase activity; ATP binding; translation initiation factor activity. Gene Ontology annotation, biological process: cytoplasmic translational initiation. The transcript has 5 exons. Lineage: Eukaryota; Viridiplantae; Streptophyta; Magnoliopsida; Zingiberales; Zingiberaceae. The record is from RefSeq and is a predicted model, not a curated record.